AUGAAGGGAUUCGGAAAUGCGUUGCGGGCAGCCCCCAGGGUUCGCGCUUCACUCGCCAUCAGCCGCUCCGGGGCUGCCGCCAGGGCCAUGUCCGCGCCCCGACCCGGGAUCGAACGGCGACGCGGCGACGUCCGAUAUGCCUCCGACGCGGCCGGAUCAGAUCUCAAGAAGACGCCGUUGUAUGACUUGCACGUUGCCAAGGGCGGCAAGAUGGUAGCCUUUGCCGGCCACAGCAUGCCGGUCCAGUACUCGGACGCCUCGCUCGCCGAAUCCCACCACUUUACGCGCAGCCACGCGUCGCUCUUCGAUGUCAGCCACAUGGUCCAGCACAUCUUCAAGGGCCCCAACGCUGCCGCGUUCCUGGAGAAGCUGACGCCUUCGGGCUGGCGCAACCAGGGCAUCAUGCAGAGCAAGCUGACCACGUUUCUGUGGCCCGUCACGGGCGGCAUAGUGGACGACUCCGUCAUCACCCGGAUCGGCGAGGACGAGUACUACGUCGUCACCAACGGCGCCUGCUUCGAGAAGGACUGCAAGUAUUUCGACGACCAGCUGGGCCAGUUUGGCGGCGGCGUUGAGUGGACGAGGCUGGACCGCUCUGGCCUGGUGGCCCUGCAAGGCCCGCAAGCCGCCGAGAUUCUCAAGGAAGCCCUCGCGAGCGAGGUCGACUUGGACAAGCUUUACUUUGGCAACGCCGUCUACGCGAACCUCCGGCUGGCCGACGGUAGCAAGACGCACCCCGUCUUGAUUAGCCGCGGCGGGUACACUGGCGAGGACGGCUUCGAGAUCUCGUUCAAUGGCAAGCUGUAUGCCGCUUUGGAGACGACAGCCCCCGCCGUCGAGUCUCUGCUCGAGGUGGCUGGCCCUGAGCGCCUGCGGCUUGCCGGGCUCGGGGCUCGCGACUCUCUCCGCCUCGAGGCCGGCAUGUGCCUGUACGGCAACGACUUGGAUGACGCCACGACCCCCGUCGAGGCUGGGCUCGCGUGGGUGAUUCCCAAGGACCGCCGCGAGGCCGGGGGGUUCCACGGUGCCGAGCGCAUCAUCCGUCAACUGACGCCCAAGAGCAAGGGCGGCGCCGGGGUCGACGUCCGCCGCGUGGGGUUUGUGGUCGAAGGCGCUCCGGCUCGGGAGGGUGCCAAGGUGGAGAAGGACGGCAAACCCGUUGGCAAGAUCACCAGCGGGAUUCCCAGCCCGACACUGGGCAAGAACAUUGCCAUGGGAUACGUGCAAGAUGGAUGGCACAAGGCUGGUACCGAGCUUGACGUAGUGGUGCGCGGACGCAAGAGAAGGGGUGUUGUCAGCAAGAUGCCGUUUGUUGCCACCCGUUAUCACAAGGCGGACUAA
This is a messenger RNA of Ustilaginoidea virens, 1341 nucleotides long. RefSeq lists its product as uncharacterized. Gene Ontology annotation, biological process: glycine catabolic process. The record is from RefSeq and is a predicted model, not a curated record. Gene Ontology annotation, molecular function: aminomethyltransferase activity; protein binding. Bases 1 to 1341 code for a protein of 446 amino acids. The transcript has a single exon. Gene Ontology annotation, cellular component: mitochondrion. Lineage: Eukaryota; Fungi; Ascomycota; Sordariomycetes; Hypocreales; Clavicipitaceae.